Molecule: messenger RNA, 1457 nt
Organism: Drosophila serrata
Lineage: Eukaryota; Metazoa; Arthropoda; Insecta; Diptera; Drosophilidae
Source: RefSeq, a predicted model, not a curated record
ACAGCCAAGUACAACUAGGCGUAUACUUGAUUUACUUGCUCGAUAAAAACUAGACACGUCUAUCAGCAAUGGCGGAGAACAAAAUACCCGAGUGGAUUAAUGCGGAACUCUUCGAGGAUGUGCUCAAAUCGAGUGUGGAGGGAUACUCCAAGGUCAGUACUUUUAAGGCGGAAAUGGGAUCUACGGCAGGAGAGAACUAUGCCACCAUCAUGCUGCGGGUACACAUCGAGGUGGAGCUCAAGGAUGGCAAAACCAAAAAGGUAUCGUACAUGGUCAAGUUACCGCAUCUGAACGAAAGCUACAAAGAGAUGUUGGAGCAUACGAAUAUCUUCGACAUCGAGCGCACCAUGUACAGUGAGGUUGUGCCCGAGAUGGAGGCACUUUACAAGGAAGCCGGAGUAGACAUACGAUUUGGAGCCAAGAGCUACGAUUUCAAAAACGCAGAGACAGACUAUGUGGUCCUGGAAGAUUUGGGCAUCAAGGGAUUCAAGAAUGCCAACCGGCUCGAAGGCCUGGAUCAAGCUCACACAGAGAGAGUGCUCCUCAAGCUGGCCCAGUGGCAUGCAGCUUCCGCGGUGCGAGUGGCCACCAAGGGUCUGUAUCCGGAAAUAGUGCUUCAAGGUUACUUUAAGGAAGAAAGCCGUCCGAUGAUGGGUGCGAUGUUGGACGGAAUGGGAACGCGGUUCAUCACAAGCUGUGCCACCUACGAAAACAACGAGCUGUACAUUGACAAAGUCAAAGCUCUCAAGCCCGUGUAUGUCGACAAAUGUUUUGAGUUCGCUAAGGUCGAUCCCAACGAGUUCAAUGUGUUGAACCACGGCGAUUCCUGGUCAAACAACAUCAUGUUCCAGUACGAUGCCUUUGGCAAGAUCAAGGAGGUCUAUAUGGUCGACUACCAGAUCCCCAAGUACGGAACCGUGGCCCAGGACUUACUUUACUUCCUGCUGUCUUCCACCAAGCUGGAGGAUAAGCUUUCCAAGUUCGAUUAUUACAUUAAGGUGUACCACGAUAAUCUGGUGGAGCAUCUGAAGAUUCUAAAGUACACAAAGCCCAUUCCUAGUCUUCGUGAUAUUCACUUGGCACUCUUCAAAUAUGGAUUUUUCGGUUACACCGUGGCCAUUGGCGUGAUGGCCAUUGUUCUCCUGGAGCCCACAGACGUUGCCAGCUUUGAGAACUUCGUAAGCGACACUGACGCCGGAGUGGACUUCCAGAUGCAGCUCUUCAACAGUCCCCGGUACCGCAAACAUAUCCAGGCUGUCCUGCCUUGGCUGCUCAAUCGCGGCGCCUUGGAUAUUAAUUAGAAUACUUAAAUAAACAAAUUUCUUAGUUUGCCCAACAAAAAUGUGUAAUUUGAGUCAUAACUUAUUGAGCUGAUAAGGGUAUCUGUAUCUAUUCGAUGUCAAUUAGACCUACAGAUUUCAAAAAUUUACACAAUAAACCUAUGAAUUAAGUCAGAA